UCUAGACUCUUUUUCCUACAAAAAGAGUAACUUGUGUACAUAUGUAAGCUAGGAGUCCCAUUAAGUUAAAGAACAGACUAUAUAUAUAAACUGACACACACAUAUAUAUAGAGAAGAAGAGACAUUAUUAUUCAUUAGACUAACUAAACCAGUUACGUACGUACGCACACAAUAAUAUGAGUAUGACGCCGAUAGUUAGCAAGAUAUACUGUUCAUCUUCUCAGGUAGUGCUUGUGAUUAGGAGAAGGCCUAUUGUAGUGAAUGGAGGAGGUUUUGUCGUCACAGAUUCUAGCCAGAGGGUUGUUUUCAGGGUUGAUGGCUGUGGAAUCCUUGGCUCUAAAGAGGAGCUCAUUCUGAGGGAUGCUCAUGGCGAAGCUUUGCUUCUCGUUCGUCGAAAGGGAGGGAUUGUUGAGGCCCUAAGCAUUCAGAAGACGUGGAGAGGUUACAGCUUUGAUUACGAAGGAGCACCCAAGUUGGUUUUCAGCUUAAAAGAGCCAACUAACUCCUGUUUGGCGAGGAAUAACUUGAUUAGGAUCUCAAUUGGACCAAAGGGAGCCAUUUGCACGAAAGACUGGGGUUUUGAGAUCAAGGGCCACUUCCCAGAUCGCGACUGUAGCAUCGUUGAUUCUAGAACAGGCAACGAAGUAGCGCAGGUUGGAAUUAAGAAGGAGAUGGAUGAAUUGAUGGCGAGCAAGGACUUAUAUCACGUAGUGGUGAAACCUGGCAUCGAUCAAGCUUUUGUUUUUGGAGUAAUUGCCACACUCGACUACAUCUAUGGCGAGUCCACUAGGUGCUAGCUAGCUACCCACUUAGUUAUGAAUGCUAUAGCUUUAUAUCUUCAUGCAUAUUAAUUACCUAUAUUAUUGUACGUAUAUUGCCACUUUUCUUUCUGAUCUUCAUGUAAUUAAUUAAUAAAUUGGUGGAAUAAACUUCUUCUUGUUUUUCCCACGACCAUA
Molecule: messenger RNA, 956 nt
Organism: Humulus lupulus (European hop)
Lineage: Eukaryota; Viridiplantae; Streptophyta; Magnoliopsida; Rosales; Cannabaceae
Product: protein LURP-one-related 6-like
Exons: 3
Coding region: 177-797 (206 amino acids)
Source: RefSeq, a predicted model, not a curated record